This is a messenger RNA of Tetrahymena thermophila SB210, 357 nucleotides long. RefSeq names its product transmembrane protein, putative. The transcript has a single exon. NCBI's taxonomy places the organism in Eukaryota, Ciliophora, Oligohymenophorea, Hymenostomatida, Tetrahymenidae. The record is from RefSeq and is a predicted model, not a curated record.
AUGGAUGAAAAGGAAACAUAGGGAAGUUAGAUUAAGGAUAUGCACAAUGAGGAGGGGGUGGAGGUGGCAUGUUAAAGUUCAUCCUAUUUUUUAAAUCAUAUUAACCUGGAAAUUCGCCAUUGGAAUUUUUCAUAAAUUUAAAGAAUGGAUGAAAAGGGUGAUGUCUGUGAUGGUGAUCACGGCGAUGGUGGUGAUGCUUAUAUUUUCUUGAAUGUGGUGAAGAAGAGCUUGAACUUCUGCUAGAUGAGCUAGAGCUAGAUUUAGAUUUAUUAUUUUUUCUUCUAUCUUUAGAUCUAUUGCGGCUACGGCUGCUACUACUGCUCUCACUACUACUAGGAGAUUUUCCCUUUUUAUUGA